AUGUUUGACAAAGUAAAAGACUUCUUCCAGAGCCACUUCUUCGAUGCUCAAUGGAAGGGCAAAGUCUUUGCAGCUCAGGUUGGCGUCACAACCCUUGCCUUCAUCUUGGGUAUUGCGAAACUUGCGACACGGCCGAGUAACAUACCGAUGAAUAGAAUGGACAUCAUGGCAAUUACGAUGAGCAUCAAGUCGUUUUUCUUCCUAGCCUAUGAAUUUUCAACGGAGAAAGUGGAUCGUUUCAAACGGUUCGGGAGUCUGAAAGCUUAUGCUAUUCUCAACACCCUCGACAUCUUGUUCUGGAUGGUUGUUAUGGGCUUGACAUUUUCUGGGGUCAGCAGAAUAUGCGUCGGCGCAAACUGCGGAAUCGGAGUUUGUGUCGCACUUGUUGCCUUAUUGAACGCGUUCGUUCAUUUCUGGGCCGCCGUCAUAAGUUGGAAGAACCACAGACAUUUCAAGAGUUACGGAGUGAAGCGUGGUCAGGGUGCCCCACAGACAAAGAGCACAUACAACAUGGGUGGUGGGGUUCAGGGAGUUUGA
Messenger RNA from Fusarium coffeatum, 537 nucleotides. RefSeq lists its product as uncharacterized. The record is from RefSeq and is a predicted model, not a curated record. Bases 1 to 537 code for a protein of 178 amino acids. The transcript has 3 exons. NCBI's taxonomy places the organism in Eukaryota, Fungi, Ascomycota, Sordariomycetes, Hypocreales, Nectriaceae.